AAACCGCGGCAGUUCCAGUUUUCCCCAUUUUCCCUCUCUCUCCUAUUCGACUCUUUGAGAAACCUAACACUCAAACCAGCCAAAAUCCUCCCAAAUUUCACCAAAAUAACUCACCCAAAUACAAACCCACACCAUUUUCGGCCCAUUCCUCUAAGAUUCGUGCAUUAUCUCCCAAAAUGGUGAGGACUAAAAGAGUUGUAAAGAAAGUAAGGGGGCAGGCGGCAAGCACGUCUGGAAGGCAUCGCAAGGCUGAGCAAAGUCUUGAGGAGAGCGGUGAAAGCACAGACACCAAGCAGAGGCGGAUCAAUUUAGGACAUCAUAUUAUGAGACAAAUGGUGUAUUAUAAGGGUAGAUCGACACUCGCACUAGUGUAUGGCACUCUCAUCACCUUACUUAUGGAAAAUGCGGGUGUUGAUUUGCGUGGUAUAGAGUCCCGAGACCUACACAGUCAGGAGCUUCUGAAUGAGAGUUCACUGAACAAAAUGGGGUAUGUAUUCAGUGCAAGAACAAAUUCUUGGGAAAUGAACCAGAAAAGGAGAAGAAGAGGACAAGAUGAUGAGGGAAUGCAGCUCAUUCUCAAGAGACUUGCACGGAUUGAAUUGAAGCUCGAUGAUCACAUUUGCAAUUGUCAGAUGGCAACACCUAUAGGUCCUCGAGGGACAAGAGGAGAUCCGUCUACUGCUGGCACAUCCUCCGGACAGCAACCCACUGAUCCCUUUUCACAUCCAAAAGCAUAAAUCCUCCCGUUGCAAUUGUUGAUGGCUGUUAAAUUAUCGUUUUAGUGUUUGAACACUCUUUGAAAGGUUUUCUUAAUGUUUUGACUUUUUAUAUUUUUGAAUAUGUACAUAUAAUGUUGACAUUAGAUGCAGUUUAAUUUAAUGCAGUUUUUAACAUCAAUGAGCAUAGCACAAUUGUGAUGAUUUGUAUUGGUUGAUUAUGUUUUUGAUGUGCUUCCAUUGAUGGCAAGCAAGUUGGUAGUCCAUAGUGUGCUUGAAUGGCAAUUUGUGGUUGUGGUUUUAAAGUUUGAUGUGCAUGUGGUUUUAAUGAUUCAUUAGUAUUUUUUACAUAGUUGAUGUUCCUGAAAAGAAAAAAAAAGGAAACGA
This is a messenger RNA of Rubroshorea leprosula, 1103 nucleotides long. NCBI's taxonomy places the organism in Eukaryota, Viridiplantae, Streptophyta, Magnoliopsida, Malvales, Dipterocarpaceae. The record is from the annotation of a GenBank genome assembly.